Molecule: messenger RNA, 712 nt
Organism: Drosophila hydei
Lineage: Eukaryota; Metazoa; Arthropoda; Insecta; Diptera; Drosophilidae
Exons: 2
Coding region: 24-491 (155 amino acids)
Source: RefSeq, a predicted model, not a curated record
UCCAAGCACAAAAGCUAACAACGAUGCUUCUAUACAAGCUCUUACUCUUCCAAAUCUUCUAUUACUGCAGUGCAACAGGAAACAAUAAUGACGACAAAGCUAAACUGUCUAGGGAUUUGUUGGCUGCUCAGCCAGUGUGUAGGGCAGAACAAGUUCCAAAUAACAGUUAUAGAAAUGAUCAGAGUUGGGAUUCGCUGAAGGAGGAUCCAUUAAAAAAUAUCAAAGCAUUUAUUAAGAAAACUCUAUCUGAGCUAGGUCAAUAUAAACAAUAUCUGGGAUUCUUAAACGCAGAAAAUGUUAGAUCAUUUCUAAAUGAAACUGUACCUCAACUAUAUGCACAUCUCAAAUAUAGACGUCAACAGAACUGGAAUGCCUUGAACGAGCAUCAGAAAGAAAAUAUUAGAUCAUAUCUAAAAGAGCUGCUAUCUGAGCUAUAUAAAUAUGUCAAGGCUGUAUGGAUAAGUCAAGAGCAUAGGUUACUUAUCAAAUGAAGGAAUGCAGGUAUACACCAUAUCAGGAUCACACACAGUAAAGUUUAAGUCUCUAUCUUUUAUGGUGUUCAAGCUAAGCUUUAGAAAUCAAAUCAGUUCAUCGAUUUUUAUCGAUAAGACAAUAGAAAGAGUUAUCGUUAAAAUAGAUCAACUCAAACUGUGUAUGCCUUGGGCGAACAAAGGGCCAGAUAGACGAGCAGACGGAUCUAGACUCAGCUCGA